CGGGAGUGGAAAGAUGAAGGCAGCAAAAGAUACAUGUGCACUGGGCGGCCUGGCUGGUUGACUGUAUCACUGCGUGUUGGGAAGUACAAGAAGAUUCAUAAGAACAUUAUGAUCAACUUAAUGGAUGUCCUGGAAGUGGACAGUGAAAGACAGGUUGUUCUUGUGGAACCUUUGGUGACUAUGGGCCAGUUGACUGCAUACCUGAAUCCCAUGGGCUGGACUAUUCCUGUGGUACCAGAGCUUGAUGACCUUACAGUAGGUGGCCUGAUCAUGGGAACGGGCAUUGAGUCUUCAUCUCAUAUCUAUGGACUUUUUCAACAUACCUGCAUGGCCUAUGAACUUGUUCUUGCCGAUGGAAGCCUUGUGAGAUGUUCACCAACUGAAAACUCAGACCUAUUUUAUGCAGUGCCUUGGUCUUGUGGUACUUUGGGUUUCCUGGUUGCAGCAGAAAUUAAGAUGAUUCCUGCCAAGAAAUAUGUCAAAAUACAUUAUGAGCCUGUGAGAGGACUGCAGAAGAUUUGUGAAAAGUUUACCGAAGAAUCUAAGAAAAAGGAGAACAGUUUUGUGGAAGGACUCAUGUAUUCUUUGGAAGAAGCAGUCAUCAUGACAGGAGUCUUGACUGACGAACCUGAGCAAAGCAAGAUAAACAGAAUUGGCAACUACUACAAGCCGUGGUUCUUUAAGCAUGUGGAGAUGUAUUUGAAAGCUGACAGGACUGGAAUAGAAUACAUUCCCGCAAGGCAUUACUACCACAGACAUACACGCAGUAUCUUCUGGGAGCUCCAGGAUAUCAUUCCUUUUGGCAAUAACCCUGUUUUCCGUUACCUGUUUGGCUGGAUGGUUCCUCCAAAAAUCUCCUUGUUAAAACUCACCCAAGGAGAAGCUAUUCGAAAGCUGUACGAGCAACACCACGUUGUGCAGGACAUGUUGGUCCCAAUGAAGAGCCUUGAAAAAUCUAUCCAGACCUUCCAUGAUGACCUUAAUGUGUACCCUCUUUGGUUAUGUCCUUUCAUAUUACCCAAUAAUCCUGGUAUGGUCCACCCAAAAGGGGACGAAGCAGAACUCUACGUGGACAUAGGAGCUUAUGGAGAGCCCAAAAGAAAACAAUUUGAAGCCAGGGCUUCAAUGAGGCAAAUGGAAAAGUUUGUAAGAAGUGUGCAUGGUUUCCAGAUGCUGUAUGCAGAUUGCUAUAUGACCCGUGAGGAGUUCUGGGAUAUGUUUGAUGGUUCGUUAUACCACAAGCUGAGGGACCAAAUGAAUUGCAAGGAUGCCUUUCCAGAAGUGUAUGACAAAAUCUGCAAAGCUGCGAGGCACUAAGCCUCAGUGAUCUAAUCGAGCAAUCAGGGAAAGAUUAAUUUACCUAUAGCUAGUCAGUAUAUCCUUUAAAAAAAAAGCUUUAUUGCUCUCCAAAUAAGCUCAUUCUCGUUGAUGUUUAAAGGUAUGAAUUCCUGCUUUAUAAAUUUCUGUUUAGUCUUUCUUCAUAUGUUUUAAAACCAAUUUUCCAAACUCCAAGUGAUUGUUUUGAAGAAAUCUUAAGUGCUAGCCUUUGUAUCUAAUGUAGUGACAUAGGUGAAUUCACCCAUUUCCAAGCAUAAGAAGAAUUGGAAAGGGUGAAGAUACUGGAGUUACGCCAGCUGUGUACUGUAUCUAUAUUUAACGUUACUUUGGAAAAUGCUAAGGAGGGCUCAGAAAUAGGUGCCAAAGCUGAACGCGUUGUCGAAUUAACGAUGAUGUUAGAAACGUCUGCCUCCAGUC
Messenger RNA from Mesitornis unicolor (brown roatelo), 1755 nucleotides. RefSeq names its product 24-dehydrocholesterol reductase (gene DHCR24). NCBI's taxonomy places the organism in Eukaryota, Metazoa, Chordata, Aves, Mesitornithiformes, Mesitornithidae. The record is from RefSeq and is a predicted model, not a curated record. Gene Ontology annotation, molecular function: Delta24(24-1) sterol reductase activity; FAD binding. Gene Ontology annotation, cellular component: cytoplasm; membrane. Bases 34 to 1317 code for a protein of 427 amino acids. Gene Ontology annotation, biological process: steroid metabolic process. The transcript is spliced from 8 exons.